This is a messenger RNA of Clarias gariepinus (North African catfish), 4165 nucleotides long. It is a transcript of the gene acbd5a, whose product is annotated as acyl-CoA binding domain containing 5a. Bases 93 to 1574 code for a protein of 493 amino acids. Gene Ontology annotation, molecular function: fatty-acyl-CoA binding. The transcript is spliced from 13 exons. Gene Ontology annotation, biological process: autophagy of peroxisome; fatty acid metabolic process. Lineage: Eukaryota; Metazoa; Chordata; Actinopteri; Siluriformes; Clariidae. The record is from RefSeq and is a predicted model, not a curated record. Gene Ontology annotation, cellular component: peroxisome.
AGGGCUUUCGAGGCUAGGUCAGGUUUCCGAGGUGUUCAUCGCAGGUGUUUAGCUAAUGAUUUAAUCAGACAAUCUGUUUUUUCCUGAUAAUCAUGAUGGAUGAUGAAUCCAGAUCCGUCCAUGAGCAAAGGUUUGAUGCUGCGGUCAAAGUGAUCCAAAGUUUACCUGCAAAUGGUUCCUUUCAGCCGUCCAAUGAAAUGAUGCUGAAAUUCUACAGCUACUACAAGCAGGCGACUCUGGGCCCGUGCAACAUUCCCCGCCCGGGCUUCUGGGAUCCCGUCGGCAAAGUCAAAUGGGAUGCAUGGCACUCACUGGGAGAUAUGCCAAAGGAAGACGCCAUGACGGCGUACGUGGAUGACCUCAAACUGAUUCUUGAAAGCAUGCCCAUGACCGAGCAGGUGGAACAGCUUCUGCAGGUCCUCGGGCCGUUCUACGAGCUCGUAGAUGGGAAGAAGAAGAUCAGCCAAGUUUCAGACCUGACCGUAGGCCUCGGCAACAUGAUGUCGGCACCACCAAAGAGCGUCACAAAAAGCGUCAUCAGGACCAUGGAGAUGAACGGCACCUUGGACGGCUACGGUCCUAAAAAAGCAGACGCUCCGACGAUCAAGGAGAAAGAGAAGGAAGACGAGGAUGAUGAUGAUGAUGAUGAUGAUGAUGACAGUGGAGAUGAGAAUGAAGAGGAAGACCAGAGUGAACAGCUGCAAAAAGUUUCCGCGCUGAAGAAAAAGUCCUCAGCGGAAAAAGGACUUGCGAACGGUAGGAUCGAGCAGAAGGGGUCUCCCGUGACGAACGGCACACCCUGCUCUAAAUCCGACCUGAACGGGAAAGACGCGGAGGAGAACGACGGAGAGAUACGACACGUUAACGGGCACGCUACAGAUGAUGAUGAAGACGUGCUCAGCGCUCAUCACGUGGCCUCAGACUCCGACAGUGAGGUUUACUGCGACUCUGUGGACCAGUUUGGUGCGGAGGAGCAGAGCGGUGAUUAUCACGUGAUCCUCCCUCAGGAGAAAAGCCACAGCACUCAGGAGAAGCUGCACUCUUCAGAAAUCGGCUCUGAAACCCUGAUGAGAGAACAGGAUGGCGUUCAGCACGGAGGAGAAGACGGGAAGAAAAAUGGAGGAGGAGGAGGAGGAGUGCAGAGAACCAGCCUGAGCAUGGGCAGACACGGCAGCUCUCUGAUCAGGAGAGGACGAGGGUCUAGGACUUCAGAGUCAGGGGUCACAGGGUCAUUACAGGGUGCAGGAGGUGCCGGGGAGCGCCGGGGGUCUGAUGGAGCUGGUGGUGGAGAUCUGAACGAGCAGAUCGUCGUGGUUUUAACGCGACUCCAGGAGGACAUGCAGAGCGUACUCGAGAGACUGCACACACUCGAGGCUCUUACAGCUUCACAGGCGAGAUCAGCAGCCUUGCCCUCAGAAUAUCUGCUUCCUCCAGCCAGCAGGACUCGUAGGAAGCCGUCCUGGUGGCCGUUUGACGUCUCCCCAGGCACCGUGGCCUUCGCCCUCGUCUGGCCCUUCAUCGCACAGUGGCUCAUUCGCAUGUAUUUCCAGAGGUGGAGAAGAAGACUCCGCUGAGACGCGGUGGACGCCGGGUGCAUGCGGUGCGGACGCCGGGGUCCCCUGUCGCGUCCCGUCUUUUCUAACUCUCGCUUUUGCACUACGAUGAAGACGCUGAGAUUAGCGAGCAUCGAAAAAGACUGAUUAGAUAAACACGUGCUGCUUUUAAAAGGCUUUUUGUACCUUUUUUUUUUUUUUUUGGUUUGUCUUUGGUCUAAUACUAAAAGUGCAAAUAUUUACAUACACUGCUUAGUUUGAGAAAAUUUGUAGUGAAGAUAAAUUCUAUAUUGCAUUAUUAUUAUUAUUACUACUACUACUUUCAUAUUGAAAUCUAACAGGGCAUUAUAACACGUUAAUACGGCGUUAAUAAGGAGACAUGCCACUUGUCGCGCUUCACCAUAAAGCUGCUAAUAGACAGACAUCAACUCAGUAGGAAUUAAACUGUAUAAUUUAAUAUAAAUGAUUUGGGUUUGGCUUUGAUCCCGAGGUUAAGGCGGAACGGUUGCGAAUGAAUGUUAUUUGAAGGAUGAUGAGUCUUUAUGUGAGUUUGUACAUGUGAGCUGGAGACGUAAUCAAAGCCAUACUCACAAAUGCUGCAUAUCAGCGCUGAUGUAGACUAGGACCAUGCAGAUUCGUUACAGAAGUAAAGCCUUUUCCUGAGCUGGUAAUAUCAAGGGUACCACUAGGACAGGGUUCAUCAACUCAUCGUAAAAGGUAGUUUAAGUGGAGUUCAGAGGAAAGCACGAUCCAUCCUCUUCCACAUACCUGAGCUCACAGACGGUGACGAUUUACUGUCGCCACCAUGACUGACAACAUAGUCAGAGAGUACGCCCCUCCCACCUAAAGAGCCCUGAUUUUGUUUUUCUCCCAGCUUUAAAUCUCUGACAUCAGAAUGUUACAAGUUAAUACAGAGAAGGUUUUUUGUGAAAUCCUGUCACGUUUCCAGGGAGAAGAGGAAUGAACGGCGUACCCUUGAUAGUUCCACUCCAGCGAUAAGGAAAAGCAGCUUAGUUUUGGUAGCUUAAUUUCUGAGUGUAAAAAGGAAAGUGACAUAAAAAAAACCUUGAAGUGUGUGACGCUUAUGAAAAAUAUUAAUUUCCAUAUUUAAAUAAAAUCUGAUUUUAGGUGAUUUCACACUUGGCGUUUUUCCCCCCUCCUCCUCCCGCUCUGUUGUUUAUCACUGCAAUUUAAAUUUUAUGUAAUUUUUUUUUUUUCGUCAUCACACUUAACAGGAAAAUUUACAGAAAAGCACAAUGUGACAUCCUUUUUUUUUUUUUUUUUUUUACCUGGCAACCAAUCAGGGUGCAAAAAAGGAGAACAAUUCUCAUUAGCGAGCAUUUAUGUGAAGAUUCCUUUCAUGAGAUGUUAAAUACGUUGUGAGGUAAAUUCAUGAUGUACGUCACGUGACCUCCCGCGAUUUUGCAAUUCACUGAGGUCAUGAGAUUCUCUAAUUUAAAAUUUUCUGACUCAAAAGCAACAACCUUUUUUUUUUUAACUAUGCUAAGUAGCUAGCUGGUUACAGUGCAUGUUGUAUAAAUCUAAAAAAAGUCAUGCUAACCUAUGACUUGUAAGUUAUUAUUGAUGUAUUGCCAAAUCUCAAGUGAAACCAGUCUGGUCUUUUCACACAUAUUCAGUGGAAAGCGCUAUCUACCCUCUUACCCAUACAUAACUUUAAACGAGAGAACACAGCAGUUUUUCCCUCCACAACAAUCUCCUGUUUCUCCAAUCAUUUUUUUUCCCCUCAAAAGUAAACGCCAAGUGUGAAAGCACCUUUAUAAAACAGUUCAUGUCUGUAUGGAGAUCUAAAAAGGAUAAUUUUUUAAGUUGAUGCUAUGAAGGGAAAAUAAAUGUAAAUUUACAUAUCACUGUAUACAAGAGUCGUACAAAACAAGUGUAUUAGGGCUAACGCUGUACGUUUCGCAUCGACACGCCUGUAAAUGUAGAUAUUAGCCAGAAACCAUAAACAACUAGUGUUAAAUAUCUAUACACAAUAAUCAACAGCACAUCCUAAUAACACUUUUAUUCUAAGAAAAAAAGUCAUGCCAUAACCUCUGAAACACUAAGGUUUAAUCUGUCUUUUUUUGUUGUUGUUCUUGUCAUCCAUCUUGUGCACAAACCGUUUACUUUUUGAUUUAUUGUAUAUACAUGUCUACUUACAUACUUACUCCCUCUUUGAUGCGUUCAAGUCAAACUGGGACUAAAUGGUCCUUUAAUUAUUUUUCUUGGAUCAAUAUAUUCUAAGACAAGACGGUUGUUGUGUUCGUUAACACUUUGCAUUACGAAUGCAGUUCUGUUCAUCCUUCGAACCUUGAGUUUUGUUUCCUCUUGGUGUAAAUUGUUAAAUAAUGUUAAUAGUUAUAAUAUGUGUAUAUUAGAAAUCGACUUGUAUGAUAGAUUUAACUGAAAAGUGAUUUUAAUUGUAACAUACUGUAAUGUAGAGCUGGCUUCUUUGAAACAGUAAAUUAGAUGAUGUAACUAAAAGCUGCGUUUUAUUAGAAACACUUAUCUUUCUAUCAAUGACCACAUUACUUUUUUUCCCCCAAGGAGCGUCAGUGCACAUUCUUACUGUUAACCUGAAGCACGAAUAAAGUUUUUAGAGAGCUUUCGGA